Messenger RNA from Penicillium robsamsonii, 1596 nucleotides. RefSeq names its product cytosine permease. Gene Ontology annotation, biological process: transmembrane transport. The record is from RefSeq and is a predicted model, not a curated record. Gene Ontology annotation, cellular component: fungal-type vacuole membrane; plasma membrane. Lineage: Eukaryota; Fungi; Ascomycota; Eurotiomycetes; Eurotiales; Aspergillaceae. The transcript has 3 exons. Bases 1 to 1596 code for a protein of 531 amino acids. Gene Ontology annotation, molecular function: transmembrane transporter activity.
AUGCUCCCCAAGUUCGCCCAAGCGUUCCGCAGCUCAAAUGAGGACCUGGAAAAAGCUCCCCAGGUGAACAAUUCCGCCGACUCAAAUAGCAAUGAUCUAUUCGACAACUCCAGCGAUGGCGCCGUGCCUGGAGAGAGCUUCGAAUAUGGCGACUCGAUGUACGCCAAGAUCCAGCGCAUAGCCGGUAAACUCAACAUCGAGCAGCGAGGUGUCGAACGAGUGCCGGAUUCUGAGCGGAACGAUACGUCCUUCCUCAAUAUUGGUAGCAUGUGGUUGGCCGCAAACAUGGUCGUGAGCUCCUUCGCCAUUGGCGUUCUUGGAAAGUCUGCAUUCGGGUUGGGCUUCAUUGAUGCCAUUUUGGUCUGUCUCUUUUUCAACCUCCUCGGUGUGAUGACCGUGUGCUUCUUCUCGUGCUUUGGUCCUCACUUUGGGCUCCGCCAGAUGGUGCUCUCGCGAUUCUGGUUUGGAUGGUGGGCUGUGAAAUUCAUUGCCAUCCUUAACAUUAUUGCUUGUAUAGGUUGGUCUGCUGCCAACGCCAUCGUCGGUGCCCAGCUUCUCAACGCGGUAAACGACGACGUCCCCGGAUGGGCUGGUAUCCUCAUCAUCACAUUCUGCACGCUUUUGGUCACCUUUUGUGGAUAUAAAUUUGUUCACAUGUACGAGUACUGGAGCUGGAUCCCCACCUGCAUCGUGUUUAUCAUUGUGCUCGGCACAUUCGCCCACUCUGGCGAUUUCGUCAACAUCCCAAUGGGAGUCGGAAUUUCUGAAAUGGGUGCCUGUCUAUCCUUCGGAUCCACUGUCUAUGGUUUCGCCACUGGCUGGACGAGUUAUGCUGCCGACUACACUGUUUACCAGCCAAAGACCCAGAGUCGUCGCCUGGUCUUCUUGUCUGCCUGGAUUGGUCUGAUUGUCCCCCUUCUUUUCACCCAAUUCCUCGGUAUCGCCAUCAUGUCCGCGACUGAGAUAGGCGAUGGAUAUAACAACAAGUACGCCGAGGGCUACCGAGCCUCCGUUAACGGCGGCUUGAUUUCAGCCGUGCUGGAGCCUCUCGGUGGAUUCGGAAAAUUCUGCCUCGUCAUCCUGGCCCUGUCCAUUAUCGCUAACAACUGCCCCAACAUCUACUCCGUCGGCCUGACCUUGCAGGUGUUGGGUCGGGCUACUCAGCGCGUGCCGCGAUUUAUCUGGACAUUCCUCGCUUCGUGUGUCUCCCUCGCCAUCGGUAUCCCGGGUUACUCAAACUUCGAGGCUGUUCUCGAGAACUUCAUGAGCCUUAUCGCCUACUGGUUGGCCAUUUACUCCGGCAUUGCGCUCGUUGAUCACUUCGUUUUCCGGCGUGGAUUCGAUGGCUAUCGCCCGGAAGACUACGACAAUCCCGACAAGCUGCCCAUGGGAAUCGCCGCGUCUAUUGCCUUUGCCUGUGGUAUUGUCGGUGUUGUUGUGGGCAUGAGUCAAUCGUGGUGGACAGGUCCUAUUGCCAAGUAUGCUGGUGACCCAGAAACUGGUGGUGGUGACAUUGGCUUUGAGUUGGGCUUUGCCUUCGCUGCUGUUGUAUAUUGCAUCUUACGACCGAUCGAGAUUCGUAAGAUUGGUCGGUAA